CACCCCCCUGCCUCCUUUCUUUCCCACAUCCAUCCAUCGAUCCCCUUCCAUCCCCUCGCUCAGCUUCAGUCUUCUGUCAUCGUCCUCCCCAUCUCACAUCUGCAUCGCGCCGCCCCUCCUCCCAAUCCCGUCCGGCGCCGCCGCACCCCACACCCGCUGCUGCCCCCACUCCUCUAGUGCCAUCUCCCUCCUCAUCGAGGGCCGAUACCUCAUCGUCCAGCCACUCUAGCGCCGCCUCCCUCCCCAUCGACCAGCGCCUCAUUGGCCGUCCAGUGCAGCCACCAUGCCUCCAACGCCAGUCUCCCACCCCACCGAGCGCCGAGCCCUCGCCAUCCAGCACCGCCCACCUCCCCAUCAGGCACCUCCCCAUCAAGCACCGCCGAGAUUCCGGGAGAGACCCCCGCCGCGAUGCCGAGAAGGUGGCAGGUCUGGGGCCGGCCUGACGGUAGCCAAGUCUGGGUCCCCGCCCCCGACCCCGACGCGCCGCCCCCGCCGCCGCCCCGCCUCUUCCUCCACCGGGGCGCGCCGCGGGGACAGCCGCCGCUUCAUUCGAGGAAGCGCUGGUCAAAGGCCGGGGUGCUGCCGACGGAUGCCGUGUCGAGUCCAUGGCCAACCUCCUCGUCCAAGCCGAGGAACCUCCUGUGGGCUACUUCCAAGCAUGAUGUGUACGUGAUGCAGAACUAUUCUGUGAGGCACUGGUGGUCCUUACUCCAGAGAGGAAAAGAAUUGCUCAACGUGGCAUGCCCAAAUCAGGAUAUGCAGGGAGGUCGGCCCUUGUGCAGGGUGAAGAUCAGCACCAUGACGGUGAAAGACAACCUCCUGGCGGCUGGUGGUUUCCAUGGGGAGCAGAUCUGCAAUGCAUCCCACCGCCGAUCCAUAUCCAGAUCAGCUGCGUCGCCGGUGCCGGUUCUACACACAGGUCAACAUGCCCUGUUUAUAUGAAUUGUUUUGUAUCUAGCGACUAGUUGUCACACUGAUUAAAAUCUCCGCGCAACGAGCAAGUAAUCAGUGGCCGUGAAGCAAGGUUUAUAAUAUUUGUAUUCUACCAUGCAAAGAUGUAAUACUUGACUGCUCGCUAGCAAGAUUUCAAUCAUAAUCUGUGCAUACUUGUUUAUGAUAUUUGUGUGCCCAUGUAAAACGUAUGCGGUUCGGCCUAGGCUAGAUCCCAACCCGCGUUAGAGCUGCAUACUAUGAUUUCCUCUUGCCAGUGAGAUCUGUUCGUACUUGUCAGUAGUCGAUGGGACGCUCAAGCUUCACUGCUGCUUCUGCUGUAUAUUUUUUGUAACCCAUGUUUCUACUUGCAAUCAGCAUACAAUUUUGUGUCAAAUGGUUAAAUGUUUCCACAUUCUGUAGGAUUAGUGCAUCCUGUUGCUUGUUGCUAGCUGUAGGAUCUGACUUUUGGUUGUUGUUUUGGAGAUGUAGGCCAGGGGAAAUGACUACCAUUCCAGGGUCUCCGGUCUGGGAGCUCGUGAAGAAGAACAACUACUUCUUGAUCAAGCAGUUCGGCAACAGCAACACCAAGGUGCAGUUCAGCAAGGAGCCCAACAACCUCUACAAUGUCCACUCCUACAAGUUCUCGG
Molecule: messenger RNA, 1580 nt
Organism: Triticum urartu
Lineage: Eukaryota; Viridiplantae; Streptophyta; Magnoliopsida; Poales; Poaceae
Source: RefSeq, a predicted model, not a curated record